GUCCUCUGCUGUCCUCAGUCCCUAGUCCUUCAAUCUUCGCCUCCUACCUUUCUCCUCAGCCUAAGGUUUAUUUAGCACAACUUCUGGCACAAUGUCUACGCCCACCAACAAAGCUGCCCAGUUGAAAGCAGAGGGCAACGCCUUGUUCGCGAAGAAGGAUUUCAAGCAAGCUAUUCAGAAGUACGGCGAAGCCAUCGAUGUGGAUGGAAAUAACGCAGUUUUAUACUCCAACAGGGCUGCGUGCCACCUAAACUUACAACAAUAUAAAGAGGCGAUCACCGACUCAGAGAAGGCAACAGAAUUGGACCCCGCCUACUCGAAAGCUUGGAAUCGUCUUGCCGCUGCUCAGGACGCCCUUGAUCUCUACCCCAACGCCAUAAAAUCGUACCAACGCGCCAUCGAUACACUUCCAAAAGAGUCUCCGACACCUACAGAGCUCACACAAAAGAAGCAAUACGAGGCCGCUCGCGAUGCAGUCGCGAUCAAGCAGCAGAACCUGGAAGCCGCGAGAAACAGACCUCGGCAGCAACCUACUGCUGAAGAGCCAUACAUCCGUAUGAACACCAACACGCAGAGAAUGCCGUGGGUGGUGGCGAACGAGUUGAUCCCGACUCUGAGGCUGAAAGAGAAUUAUUUUAGCAGCGCGUAUCUCAUUGGCGAAGCUGAAAUGUGCUUCCAGCAAGCAAAUCAGAUAAUGAACAGCCUGAGGAAGGUCCCGAGUCCCAUGGGUCCAAUGUACUUCGGCGUGACCGGGGCUAUCGAAUCACUGAGCAAUGCCGUCAUGAUGGAUAGGCGUGUCUUCCGUCUCGAAAGUAUGGAGUGGGUUCAGAAGUAUAAUGACCAGAUGUCUAUGGAGACGGGCAGGGUGAACGGUCCAAACGUCAGAGGCAGCACCGAGAGUAUCAUAGACGGAAUUCGUCAGAGGUUCGAUGAGGGAGGCUUUGAUGUAGCUCGGCCAUGCGCCAGCGUCGCAGUCAGGAGCAUCAUCAUGCUGGCUAAUGUGGAGGCUGGUCUUCAACGUAAGCACGAGUUAGCAGUCGAACGGUACGAUCAAGCCCUCGCCAUCCUGAGAUGGGGAAGGGAGCACUGGAAGGAUGUUCCGAAGGACGACAGAGGAACCAUCUUUGAGGAUUCGUUUAUGAGAGGUGUGAGAGACCUACGCCUAGAGGCGUACAUGGAGGCCUGGAUGACUAACAAAAAAUCCAAGAAAUUUACACUUGAUGACCUUCUGAAAGAGGCGGAAGAUAUACUAGCAGAAGUCAGAGCUCAUCCUUGUACGGAAGAGAUGAAGCGCGAAAUCCCUGGCUUCGCUCUGGCUUUUUGGUCGUACGUUGAGGGGCAUGCACUGGCGAUGAUCGGCUUCGUCAAGAACUGGGCUCCUCGUGUUGGUCAAUUUGGCAAUGCUAGCACACGGGAAGAGAUCGAGACCACAUUCAUGAAGUCUUUCCAAGAGUCUGCCAAAGCGUAUUUUGAGGCUGCGGACAAGUUCCCGGAAGACGAUGAAGCGCACGUUUGGUACCUCAACUGUGGUAUCGACAUCUACUGGCGUACCGGUAUCCCGCUCAAAGUCUCCCUUCCCAUCAUGGAACGUAUUCGCAAAGCCCACAACACGAUGCGUAAGGCGAAGAUAUGGGAGAACUCGGCGAUGGGUAUGCAAGGGAGGGAUCAAGCGCUGCAGAGGUUAGCGUGGUUCGAAGAGGAUGUAAAGAAGGCUAUGGCAGAGGGACAAUUUGACGGUGAGGCACAGAUACUGCCUAGUUGGUGUCAGCCAGAAAAUAACGAGUGAUCGUAAACGCACCAUGGCAUGGGAGAGUACGCGAGCGUUGGAUUUGGGUUGAGUGCUCGAUCUUUCUUCAGUACCGAUUAUUUAUGUAACACUCUUCUUGGUAUACAUCAC
Messenger RNA from Stereum hirsutum FP-91666 SS1, 1897 nucleotides. RefSeq lists its product as uncharacterized. The transcript is spliced from 12 exons. Lineage: Eukaryota; Fungi; Basidiomycota; Agaricomycetes; Russulales; Stereaceae. The record is from RefSeq and is a predicted model, not a curated record. The coding region runs from base 578 to 1786 and encodes 402 amino acids.